AUGGAGCCCACAGCAACAAGACCCUCGCGCUCCUCGUCUUCCGGAUCGCGCAAAUCCGACCUCUCCCUCGAUCUGUCAAAUUUGCCUCCUCUACAACCGCCGACGCCCCCUUCCAAUACACUGCUCCUGACGAACCUCGACAACGUCGCCAUCUUCACCCCCGAUAACCUCGCCACCAUCCGCAACCUAAUCUCCGCCUCGGCCUUCAUCCACGCAUUCGCCCCUCUCAAGUCGUUUAGGAGGAUAGUCGUAUCCUUUUUCGAUGUGGAAAGCGCCAUCAAAGUCAGGAAAUUGUGGGAUGGCGAGAUGAUCCUUGGCGAGAAGUGCAAAAUCUACUUUGGUAUGGACACGCCCAUCAAGACCAAGGACGAGCAUCUUGCUCUCCCCGACGCCGGUAAACUCUUCUUCAUCAGCCCCCCUCCGAGCCCCCCACACGGCUGGGAGAUGAAGAUGGAGGAUGCGCCGAAUAAACUCGUCCACGCAGACGACUUGGCUGCUGCGCUGUCCAAAUUGCACCACCACGCGCCGCCCCAGGCCGAUGACACUCCUGUUCACGAGUCGCCCGUGACGCCUGAUGGCGGUGUCCCCAAAAUGAGGAGUCGGAGCUCGACGUUGAUCUACCAACCUGAGCAGAAGGACAGCCCGCAUAUGCCCGCUGUCGUCGUGGAAGACAUGACUGACGACCUGGAGCUCAAGGAUGAGAAACCAAUUCUGGCUCACACGGCGCGGCCGCCCGUGGAGCUGAUGCAUGAUGCCUAG
Messenger RNA from Emericellopsis cladophorae, 759 nucleotides. Its product is annotated as Calcipressin-like protein. The transcript has a single exon. Lineage: Eukaryota; Fungi; Ascomycota; Sordariomycetes; Hypocreales; Bionectriaceae. The record is from RefSeq and is a predicted model, not a curated record. Gene Ontology annotation, cellular component: cytoplasm; nucleus. Gene Ontology annotation, molecular function: calcium-dependent protein serine/threonine phosphatase regulator activity; nucleic acid binding. The coding region runs from base 1 to 759 and encodes 252 amino acids. Gene Ontology annotation, biological process: calcium-mediated signaling.